AUGGCCAUACACGCUUUCAAACUCCAGCUUCACAACUUCAUCCGCUGCAUGUGCGACGAAGGAUUCGUCAACGAGCAAUUCGUUCAACUUGAAGCGGCGAGGCAACAUCCUUUGCGCCGCGACGCUCUCAUCCGAGCGGUCAUCGCCUACUUCCUCUCUUCCAAACACCUCUUUUCUGCUAUUACUAUCGAACUUGACAAGCAGCAAGUUGAUUUUGAAAGAGUUAAUGCUCUUGCACGGGAUUUCUAUGCCAGAUCAUGCAGUAUUGGUGCAGAGAGUGUAAAACAAGCAUGUGCUGAACUUAUUCAAGCAUCUGAGAGGAAAGAUAAGGACAAUUGCUCCCUCACUUUAUAUUGGACCAAGCACAGAUUUUCUAUUUUGAGGAGCAAGUUGGAAACCCUUGUGAAGGCAUUUGGAGAGGAUGGUGGGAAAAGAGUGGUGGUUUAUCUCAAGAAUAUGAUUGUUGAGGGUCUUCUUGCUCAUAAACUGCAGAAGCAAAAAUAUCGUAAAAGGACUGUUUCAAUUUCCAUUCUUUCUCCAUCUUCAAAUGUUGCCCAAACAUCUAUGCAGUUUCAUUCUUUCUCCAAUAUUCAUCAUGUUCAGCCCACUUCAAUAAUACAAAUUUAUAAAAUACUGAACUUCGUGGUUUCUUUAGAGGAAGAAGUGGUCUUUCUAAUCGAGAAAGAGGACGCGGUGGUUGUAGCUCUACUCAGUGCCAAGUUUGCUUCAUGUUUGGUCAUAUUCCUCUCAUUUACUACAAUCGUUUCAAUCCUCAAUUCCAACCAUCUUAGAAUACGUCUAUGGUAUGCACUUUCCUUUAUUUCAAGGAAAUGCUACACCUAG
Messenger RNA from Sphenostylis stenocarpa, 843 nucleotides. The record is from the annotation of a GenBank genome assembly. Lineage: Eukaryota; Viridiplantae; Streptophyta; Magnoliopsida; Fabales; Fabaceae.